Messenger RNA from Trichobilharzia szidati, 3376 nucleotides. The record is from the annotation of a GenBank genome assembly. NCBI's taxonomy places the organism in Eukaryota, Metazoa, Platyhelminthes, Trematoda, Strigeidida, Schistosomatidae.
AUGUAUAUAUGUAAAUCAUCUCAUGUUGGUCUACGUCAAUUAGCAUCAAAUUGUCUCACCAGCUUGAUUAAACAAGCUAUUGCUGCUCCACAGAAUCCACCAUUUUGGCAGAAUGAAGCAUUAACUAUUAAAGUACUGGAUCCAUUGACUGCUUUAUCCAAUGAUAUUGUAUACGAUGAUGUACGUGAAGUACAACUUGAAUGUGUUCAACAAUUACUCCAUUGUUGGGGUGAACAAGUACGAUCUAGUUGGUUACGAUUAAUUGAAAUCAUUGGAGUGAUACGUGAAAGUUAUAAGAUAGAUUUAAUUCAAACAUCAUUCAAAUGCUUCAAAUUGAUUGUUACGGAUUAUUUGUCAGCUUUACUGCCCAAUUGUUAUUUAGCUUGUGUAGAAACAGCAGCACGAUUUGGUCAUCAAAAACAAGAUUUGAAUAUCGCUUUAGCGGCCGUUGGAUCUCUUCUUCAUUUAGCUGACUUCUUCAUGGAGGAGAAGAAUAUUCCGCUUAGUCUAACUGAUUCAGAUAAUUCUGUUAUUGAUUUGAAAGACUUAUGGAUUUGUGUUUUCCACAAACUAGCAGAUUUAUGUUUAGAUCGUCGACCAGCUGUUCGAAAAUCUGCUUGUCAGACAUUAUUCAACACAAUAGAAUGUCACAGUGAUCGAUUCGAUGAAGAUACAUGGUCGUCUCUUUUAUGGAAGAUAUUAUUUCCUUUAUUAUCCAAUGUUCACAAUUUAUAUGCAAAUGCACCGGUUGAAAAAGUUGGCGAUAAACCGAAUAGUCUAUUAAUUCAUCAUAGUCGUGAUACAGCAUCGAAACAAUGGGCUGAAACAGUUGUCCUCACCUUAUCUGGUGUCUCGCAUUGUUUCAUAUCAAAACAAUCACAAUUAUUAAAAAUUAAUGAUUUUACAAAAUUUUGGCAAUUACUAUUGGAUCACUUAAAGGUGAAUGCAUAUAUGGAUAGUGGGGAGAUAUCAUUAGCUUCAUUAAACUGUAUGCAAGUUCUACUGGAAUUACAAAUUUCGUCGUCAUCCUCAAUGUCAUCCUCACCAACAUCAAGUUUAUCGCCUAAUUUAAUAUGGUCUGCAUAUUGGGAAACUUGGUUACAAAUAGGCAAACGAUCAAUUGCUUUUGUUCAAUCUAAUUGUAAUUCUGACAUUGCUAAUGAUAGCAGUAAUUCUAUUAUACAUAAUAAAGACGCUUCAGAACGUCUUAAUGGCAACAGUAAUAACAAUGUUAUUGACGAAAAUAUUCAGAAAAUUAAUCACCCAUCGUAUAUAUUUCUUCCGAGUACAUCGUUCAUUACACUCUACUUUGAUUUAUUCCUGCCAAUAUUUGAUCACAUCAAAGUGAAUUUCCAUGUUAAAGAUUUUGAUCGUUUAGAGGAAUUAAUUCAAAUCGGUGUAUUAAUUCCAUUGUAUGUCGCCUGCCUAUAUCCUAGUUUAUCUUCGAUGACAUCACAAUCAUCAACAAUAAUUGAUGAUGGUAUAUUAAAUUCACUACAAGAGUCAGUAUUACGGUGUUUAAAUUGUCUUGUUCAGCAUUUUAGUUCUGAACAAAAUAAUAAUAAUAAUGAUCAUAACAAUAGUUCAUCAUCGUCAUUGCUUCCACGUGUUCUUCAACUGCUUCUUACAUUGACUGGUUAUGCUGUUCAAAUCCCUAAACUAGAUCAACUAAAAAAUCAUAGACUUGAUGUUGUCCCACUCAAUUAUAUUGUCUUCGCUGAGAAAUCUUUACUCAUUGCUGUGGAUUUAUAUCAGACAACUGCUGCAUGGCCUGAAAUGUGUCGAGUUGAAAUCCUUGAAUCAAUAAUUAAGACAUUACAUCAGCCUAUGGCAUUGAAAUAUGCCUGUCCAUCUCAAACCACAUGGAUAUUAGCCUGUCGAUGCUUUUUUCAAGUAAUUACAGCUGGUAUUAUCGUGAUAUCAAAUAAAUCAGUGAAUAUUAAAAGUAAAACAUCCGUAAUGAUGAAUAAGAAAGAUUCGGUUGCGUAUACUUCGUCUAAUCAUGCUUUAUGCAAACAAAUUGUGGAUACUAUUCAAGAUUUUCUUUUCUGUCAAAAUCAACCUCCGUCAUCGCUAUCCAUUGAGGAGUUUCAACUUCAUGAAGAAUUAGACUGUAAAUUUGUCGAUUUAAUCAGUGAUUUAUUCCUGUCAAAUCCUGCACAACUACCAGAGUUCUUUAUUAGCCGACUAAUUAAUAUACUCAGUGUUGGCUCUGUCCAAUCAGCUGUACCUGUCAGUAUCACCAAUAAUGAAGGCGAUAACAAUACUCCUAGUGGUGAAGAUGCUGAUUUGAUGAAUGGAUCACAUCAGUUGAAUUCAUCUUUUGAUCACUCCGACAAUAAGUCAACAGCGCCUACAACGAUGCAUUGUCAGCCAGCUGAAUUGAAUAGUGAAGCUAAAUUCCCUAAAGGUGGAUUAGGUCGUGCUGUGCGUCAAAUGAACUUUUUAACCACUGAAUUGCCUCAAGAUCCUUUGAUGAAUGAAUCACUCGCUUGGGAUAUUGAUUUAGAUCGUUUAAGACAAUUGAGUUUUCGUGAAAAAUUUGCUCGUUUAUGCUUUAAACAUCAACAACAACAACAACAAAUACGAUUAGAUAAUAAUUCAAUUGAUGAUAAUACUAACAAUUAUAAAGUAAAUGCAAUGAAUACAAGUUUUUCUCUAAUGGUUAGCAAAACAGCUGUACGUAGCAUUUUGCAACGAUGUCGUCUGGUAUUGAUUAAAUUCUAUCAAGCUUCACGACUAGUUGGCAAGUGUCCAUUACCUCGUGCUCGUUUGUCCGAAAUCAGUUAUGUAUUCAAGGCAUUGACAGUUAUGCUGACAUCACUUCAGUCUGUCCCAAUCCAACAAGACGUAGAUGAUUCAAUCUGGUCCAGUGUUAUCGAAUUAUAUCCGCAUAUUGUUGACUGUGUCCUCGUCGCUGGGGGAAGUAAUCAAAUGGCAUUAGCAUUGCAUCAUCUACUACGGUUGUAUGGGGAAUUUCUGGCUCCGUUACAUUUGGCCACAGGAAAUGCUAAUGAUACUACUAAUAAGCAAUACAAUAAUAGUAGUAGUAGUGUCCAGAAUAACAUUAACAGCUUGAAUUAUUCGAAUGACAUCUCCACUAGCAGCAGUAUGCAUCAGAAUAAACCAACAUCUUUGAAUGGAAUUUAAUGAAUUUUGAAGUGAAUGUUUUUUUAACCCCCUACCGCCUCCACACACACUUUCUUUUAAUUUUUACAUUUUUUCAUGUGAUAAUUUUUGUUUAUAUGAGGCUGUGGCAUGGGAAUACUUUGGUUUCUCUCUCUCUAUCUCUUCUUUGUGCUUUUUUUAUUAAAAAAAGAAACACAGUUAUUUAGUGGUUCGGUUGCCUCUCUCUUCCUCUGUUGUUCUUUUUUUU